Symbiodinium natans is the source of this 705-nucleotide messenger RNA. The record is from the annotation of a GenBank genome assembly. Lineage: Eukaryota; Dinophyceae; Suessiales; Symbiodiniaceae.
AUGGCCUUUUGGCGACCUGGUGCGCCGCAACCAGCGCACGCGGAUCCCUGGGAGCUGGACUGCGAUGCUGAGAGACACCGGGCCUUGCCGGUCUUCAACUCAUCGGCGAGCUUGCCAGUCCAGCAGCAGCGGAGACGCUUGCCCAUUGCGCGACAGCGAUUGGCCAUCCUGCACGCAGUGGAGACGCACAGGGCGGUGGUGCUCUGUGGAGCUACAGGUUGUGGCAAGUCCACACAGUUGCCGCAGUUCCUUGACGAGGCCGGCUGGACCGCCAAAGGCUACGUGGUGGCUGUCACGGUGCCGAGGCGCCUUGCGGCUGUCACGUUGGCCACGCGGGUGGCGCAGGAGAUGGGUGCAGAGCUUGGCAGAGAAGUCGGGUACCGAAUCCGCUUUGACGCCUGCGUCAGCCCGGGGAGCACCCGAAUAGAAUUCAUGACAGAGGGCAUCCUCUUGCGUGAGAUGCUCUCCGACCCUUUGCUGACGCGAUUUAGCGUUGUUGUCAUCGAUGAGGCGCACGAGCGGAGCUCCAAUACGGACUUGCUGCUCGGGCUGCUGAAGAAGAUCUGCCGUAAGCGGCCGCGACUGAGGCUCGUGGUGGCCUCCGCCACCGUAGAUGCCUUGGCCUUCCUGAACUUCUUCCGGAGGGGCGCCAAAGUUAGCGCAGGCCGUAAGCAAGGCUUCAUUUUCCAUGGGAUUGAACCUUAA